AUGGCUACACACAUGAACAUGGAAGAUCUGAACAGCCUGCACCGCAAGGCUGCAGAGCUCAACCAGAGACCUCACGAUGCAACCUGUGUAGACCACCAUGCACACCAGCCUACACAUCGACCUAGACACCAACGAGACGAGAUUCCCAAGCGGCGAGCAAGCCCCACAACACUUGACGAGUACUUGACUGCCUGCCAUGAACUCAUCUUUUCCGGGUUCGCCGUGGAAACAGAUACACGAGAACUCUCGUUGGGCUACGCGGACAUGCCACAGGACAAGCCCUGUCCUAAGCUGAAGCCCUGGGCCGACUUUAUCAACCAGCAGAGACUCACCUUUGGCAAACUCUACGACGCACUCGGAUCUGAGACUCGAGUCUUUGAGAACAGAGAUGUCAUGGAGCGUCUUUGGAAGGGACGCUCCCCGAGGAAGCCGAUUGGAGACGAAACAUUUUUUCGGUUCUUCAUGCGUGACAGCCUCGAGAAGCCGGUUGCCGCCAUCAUCUCAGAGCUUGCAAAGAUUGAAAAGAUCCGAGAGGCAUUUGAUAUUGGAGACGGUGUCGACUUUGAGGAUAGGCAAGACUUUGUCAUCGAUGCUUUUGGGGCAGCCUACGAUAGGCGUAUGUCAUUCCCAUGCACCCCUGGCAGCUCCGUCGACCAGCCAUCUGUGCAGCAAGAGAUAGUUUGCGUCGUCGACUGGGUGCUGCCUCACAUGCUGACUGCUUCUCGUCUUCGUGUUGGUCUUCGUGAAAUGGACGUCUACGAGGAGGUGGUGAACCGGGAGUCGAUGCUGCCGGCUUGUCAAUAUUCGACUGCGCGGUUCCGGUAUCACGCAGAGAAGCUGACGGCGUGUGCUCUUACGGAUGCGUAUGGCCAGAUGAUUGAAGAGGGUCUCGAGUAUGGACUUGUCACCACGGGAGAGGCUACGGUAUUUCUCAAGCUUGAUUGGGAUGAGCCUGGGGCCCUCUACUAUCAUCUGGCCGAGUUUGGACCUGAGGUGUCUGCUCAUCCAUCUAACGCUCCGAUCUGCACUGCCGUGGGUCAGCACCUGGCAUUUACCCUCAUGCUUCUUGGGCAGCAAGGUCGACGCAGUUUAGAGGAGCGAAGGAAGGCUACUGUCGGUUUGAGGACAUGGAAGGCUGACUUUGUGGGCAUUUGGCGGUCUAUCCCAGAGUCAGAACGAUGGGCGUCGCCGGAGGCUUGUCCUAAGUCAACCAGGUAUGAAGGCAUUGAUCGGUCGCCAAACUUCUCAGAGUCCGAGGAGAUUGACGAGACACUGCCGAGCAAGGAUGAAAACCUGGAGCCGUCUGAGGACGAAUCGACAUCAUCGUGGCAAGAUGUUGGCGAUUGGAGAGACCUGUACUCCGAUACUUAA
Fusarium keratoplasticum is the source of this 1371-nucleotide messenger RNA. RefSeq lists its product as uncharacterized. The transcript has a single exon. NCBI's taxonomy places the organism in Eukaryota, Fungi, Ascomycota, Sordariomycetes, Hypocreales, Nectriaceae. Bases 1 to 1371 code for a protein of 456 amino acids. The record is from RefSeq and is a predicted model, not a curated record.